AGGAGUUGGGGUGCGGGAGGGGUCUGGGGCACGGGCUGGGCUGAGGCUGGCCUGGAGCUGGGACCGCCUUGUUCGGGAGUUGGACAACAGGUGCAGGAAAUGGCAGGGGCAGUGGUGGGCCUGGGGCUGGGCAGAGGGUGCCGGAAGGGGCAGGGGUGGACAGGGACGGGGUUCAGCCUGAGCUGGGGCAGGGCGGGGGCUGGGCAGGAGGCAGGCGAAGAAGCCGGGGCAGGGUGGGCUUGGGGCAGCUGGUGCCCUCCCUCUGUGUCCCUGCAGUUCGUAGCUCCUUCCGUUGGUCCUUGGAAGCACCCCCAGCCUGCCCUGUCUCCCCAGACCCCCGGCCCUCAGGCCAAGCCAGUCCCAGCUCCUCGUCCCCUCAGCCCCGCACACCUGAGCCCCCUCCAGGCCGGAGGCAGGUUGCUGGGCCGGCCUGGUCCAUCCCCUGCAAACCCUGUCCCACCAGCCAGGUGGCCUCCAGCGCUGCCAAUCCCUUUGCCCGGCCCCUCCCCGCCCCUUCCCCCGCCUCUCGCCCAGCCCCCUCCUCCUCAGGUGAGGCAGCCAGGCCUAGCAGGCCCCGCGCCACCGCCGCCGCUGCCUCUGGGGCCGCCGCUGCUGAGGGGCCACCAUGCUCCUGCCCAGGCCUGGAGACUGACCCUAAACCGGCACCAUCUCUCAGCUCCGCCCCCACCUGCCGGACCCCAGGGUCCCGCCCCGGCCCAGGAGGUCAGCCGGGGAAUCAUUAACUAGAGGCCGUGACAUGGCGGAGAAGGAGGGUGGCCGGACUGUGCCAUGCUGCUCUGGACCCAAGGUGGCAGCUCUCACUGUGGGGACCGUGCUGCUCCUGACAGGCAUCGGGGCAGCGUCCUGGGCCAUUGUGACCGUUCUACUCAGGAGUGAUCAAGAGCCGCUGUAUCCAGUGCAGGCCGGCCCGGCCGACGCUCGGCUCACGGUGUUUGACCAGACGGAGGGCACGUGGCGCCUGCUGUGCUCCUCGCGCUCCAACGCCAGGGUGGCGGGGCUCAGCUGCGAGGAGAUGGGCUUCCUCAGGGCGCUGGCCCACUCGGAGCUGGAUGUGCGGACGGCGGGCGCCAAUGGCACGUCGGGCUUCUUCUGCGUGGACGAGGGGAGGCUGCCGCAUGCCCGGAGGCUGCUCGAGGUCCUUUCCGUGUGCGACUGUCCCAGGGGUCGUUUCCUAGCUACCAUCUGCCAAGACUGUGGCCAUAGGAAGCUGCCCGUCGAUCGCAUCGUGGGUGGCCAGGACACCAGCUUGGGCAGGUGGCCGUGGCAAGUCAGUCUUCGUUACGAUGGAGCACACCUCUGUGGGGGCUCCCUGCUCUCCAGAGACUGGGUGCUGACAGCCGCCCACUGCUUCCCUGAGCGGAACCGGGUCCUGUCCCGAUGGCGAGUGUUUGCCGGUGCCGUGGCCCAGACCUCACCCCAUGGCGUGCAGCUGGGGGUGCAGGCAGUAAUCUACCACGGGGGCUAUCUCCCCUUUCGAGACCCCAACAGCGAGGAGAACAGCAAUGACAUUGCCCUGGUCCACCUGUCCAGCUCCCUGCCCCUCACAGAGUACAUCCAGCCCGUGUGCCUCCCGGCUGCCGGGCAGGCCCUAGUGGAUGGCAAGAUCUGCACCGUGACUGGCUGGGGCAACACACAGUACUACGGCCAACAGGCGGGGGUACUCCAGGAGGCCCGAGUCCCCAUAAUCAGCAGUGAUGUCUGCAACGGCCCCGACUUCUACGGGAACCAGAUCAAACCCAAGAUGUUCUGUGCCGGCUAUCCUGAGGGUGGCAUUGAUGCCUGCCAGGGCGACAGCGGUGGCCCCUUCGUGUGUGAGGACAGCAUCUCUCGGACGCCACGUUGGCGGCUGUGUGGCAUCGUGAGCUGGGGCACCGGCUGUGCCCUGGCCCAGAAGCCAGGCGUCUACACCAAAGUCAGUGACUUCCGGGAGUGGAUCUUCCAGGCCAUAAAGACUCACUCCGAAGCCAGCGGCAUGGUGACCCAGCUCUGACCUGUGGCUUCUCCUCGCUGUGCACGCCUGCAGGGCCCAAGCUGCUCUAGGUGGCUCCAGCCCACAUGAUGGGGUUCACCCUGGGAUGGAACAUUUUUCUUCUUGGGCCCAGCCCACAGGUCCAAGGAUACCCUCCCUCCAAGGUCCUCCACAGUGGCGGGCCCACUCAGCCCUGGGACCACCCAAGCCUCACCCUUCUGACCCCCAUGUAAAUAUUGUUCUGCCGUCUGGGGAGUCCCAUCUAGUGCCCCUGAUGACAGGAUGCUCUUUAAAUAAUAAAGAUGGUUUUGAUUAAUGUGG
Messenger RNA from Aethalodelphis obliquidens (Pacific white-sided dolphin), 2311 nucleotides. It is a transcript of the gene HPN, whose product is annotated as hepsin. The transcript has 13 exons. The coding region runs from base 758 to 2011 and encodes 417 amino acids. Gene Ontology annotation, cellular component: membrane. Lineage: Eukaryota; Metazoa; Chordata; Mammalia; Artiodactyla; Delphinidae. The record is from RefSeq and is a predicted model, not a curated record. Gene Ontology annotation, biological process: proteolysis. Gene Ontology annotation, molecular function: serine-type exopeptidase activity; serine-type endopeptidase activity.